UUUUCGUAAACAGGCACAGCAUACUGCGAGGGGGCUGCUACAGCGAUGGCCACUCCUACACCCAAAUCGCGGCAGUCGAAAAUCACCGAUACAUCAAAGGAAAAUCAGGAAAGCCACGGAAGCGCCGCCGUUAAUCCGCAACAUUCGAAAAGUGUGUCAGAAAUCACAAAAUCAUCGCUGACACAAGCCGUCGACAGCGUGUCGCAUUCGAAACAAAUUCUACCGGCGGCGGUCGACACAGCAGUCGCCGAACGCAAGCAGUCCGCGUCCACAUCGUCUGCAGGCGGCGGCGGGUCUGGCAGCGUUGCAGAGAAAUCUACGCCUCCACGCUCCGUAGAAAAACCAGAACCGGCACCGCGCGAGAAGCGCCGGCAAGAUCACACUCCAUCAAAGUCGUCGGCGGCGUCGAAUGCGACCGAACACAGUCAAAAAGAGCACCACCGCACAUCCGAAGGUGCGACGCCAACGUCUCAACGAUCUGCCGGUGAACCGGAAAAACCGACCGCGGCCCCGCGCAGCCAACCAGCAGAGCGGCACUCUCCAGAGAAACCAUCGAGCUCGGCGACGCCGAAGAAGAUGCCGACAGGAGCUGCCUGCGCGGAGCUACAGGAGCGGCCGGAGUCGAACAGUGCCGUGGUACCCGCGUGGCACAGUGCUUCCGGAAGGACUACGCCGCGAGAAUUGGUGUUGCGAGAACAACGGAGCGAUACCGAUAGGGGUCCGUUCUCCUCGACACCCAGCGAAGACACCCUGAGCUCUGAAUACGAGAGAUCCGUCAGUGAAAAGAAGGCGGCCGUCAGUGAAAAGAAGGCGGUUUCCUCCAAGCCCGAGACGCCAAGCAAGCACCCCGCGUCCGCAUCGUCGGAUACCCCAAAGCUGCCCGACACGCAUAAGUCGUCGUCUGCCGGCGAGCCUCCGAGUGAAGAGCCAUUCGAGGAGGCACCGAGCAACGUGACACAAAAGGAGGAGGAGGAACAGCCAGCAAGAAUGCCAUGGUGGAAGCGGUCACUGUCAACAUCACCUAAGCGUCGUGCAGCAGACGCAGAAUGCAAAAAGGCGGCGCCCCUGCCCCUUACCGCAAAGGAGACCAACAGCUUUGCCUACAAGACAGUGCGCGACAGGCUGCCAGUCAUCUUGACAAAAGUCAUUGACACCGUUUUCAGGGACCGCAUGGAUAUUGAGCGAGUGCUGGGUCUCGAGGCACGCGAGGAGACCAAACUUGUCGUCGGGCGCCUCGCCAAGCUGCGCAACGAGAUGGUUACCAACAAGACCAUGAUACGCAUAGAGGACGACUUCGAAGAUGCAGACGUUUGGAACAGUGUGCUGGACGAGUACACAACAAAACACGGUUGCGAACCCCGCUGGUACGAGGCCCCCUGGCUCUACAUCGAGACCUACUUUUAUCGGCGUAUUUUUGAGUCAUUCCAGCUCACUAUCAAGCUGAGAGACUACGACCCCUUCAGCAAGCUCAAGCGGGAUGCCCUUUAUGGCUCUUUUAAUGCAGUGCGGGCCCUGUGCGACUUUUUGCGCUGGAACAUGCCUCGAGAUGCUACCAUGGAAACCCUCUGGCAAACCACAUACAGGCUGAUUGAAGUCUCACUUUGGGGCAACCGAUGUGACCUCUCGCUGUCCUGUGGUGCAGACAGUUCAAGCCAAGCAGGUUCACUGCAGCAGACAGAGAGAUUGCGACCGUACAUCAUCUCUAACCAUGCUGACAAGCUGUUGCAGCACCUCUGCAGGCUCCGGGAACGAAACUUCGACGGCGAGUCCAUCAAACUGCAUUGUGUGUUGGACAAUUCAGGCUAUGAGCUAGCCACUGACUUGGCUCUCCUUGACUUCCUUCACGAGACUGGAUAUGUAUCCACUGUGACAAUCCACGCUAAGGCCAUCCCUUGGUACGUGUCGGAUGUCAUGCGGCGGGACCUGUUCUGGACAUUGCGCGAGUUGGAAGACAGUGAUCACAUCGCUACACAGGCUCUUAGUGAACGGUGUCAACGUCGAAUCAAGGAUGGAGUGUGGUAUGUAAUGGACGACGUCUUUUGGACACAAUCAUUUGACUAUGCUGAGAUGGCAACAAGACGGCCUGACCUUUACAAGAUUUUACAGUCAGCAGAUUUAAUACUCUUUAAAGGCGAUCUCAACUACAGAAAACUUGUCGGUGACCUCAGCUGGCACCCCACGGUUCCCUUCAAGCAAGCACUGCGGGGCUUUGAGCCAUCAUUCAUAUGUGCCUUGCGCACCCUGAAGGCAGACACCCUAGCAGGCAUCGAUCCAGUGAUUCUUAGUGAAGUGGCCCAAAGGUCACCAGACUGGAUGGUCACAGGAGAGUAUGCUGUGAUUCAGUGUGCUGGAGUGGAACAUAAAAAAGAGCCAAGCUUAGUUCCCACACCUUCAGAUGUUGAUAGCCCUAAAAAACCAAGCUUAGUUCCCGCACCUUCAGAUGUUGAUAGCCCUAAAAAAUCCAGCACUGUUACACCGGUCCAUGAAUCAGGAACUUCUGCUUCAGCGCACACUGCUGUGUCGGUCUACCAUGCACAAAGUACAGACGUGCAUCAAGAAGUGAGAGGAUCCUCAAGCAGUGCCCCUGAACAAGUGAGUGGCACAACAGGAAGCGUGACAGCAGUCGGUGCAACAGCUGCUGCCUCAAGCAGUAUUGGCCAAGAAGCUGGACAGCAGAGUACCACUCAUAGUUCUGCACCUGAUGGAGCUAAGAAGCCGAGUUCCACUUCGUGCUCUGUGGAUCGUGAUGCACCGCAGAGAUCCGAUUAGGUCAUUUGUACCUUGGACGCUGAUUGAUAGAAUUUUCAGUUGUGCCUGGAGGUGUUUUAAAUCAUCCUGUUAGCAUGUUAUGUGUAAAUAAUGUUGCCACUUUACGAGAUAUAUGAUGGUUUAAUGUUGAGAACAACGCAAUAAAUUCGCAUUAUAUAUUGACA
Dermacentor silvarum is the source of this 2933-nucleotide messenger RNA. RefSeq lists its product as uncharacterized. NCBI's taxonomy places the organism in Eukaryota, Metazoa, Arthropoda, Arachnida, Ixodida, Ixodidae. The coding region runs from base 46 to 2769 and encodes 907 amino acids. Gene Ontology annotation, biological process: DNA damage response. Gene Ontology annotation, cellular component: nucleus; cytoplasm. Gene Ontology annotation, molecular function: phosphatase activity. The transcript has 2 exons. The record is from RefSeq and is a predicted model, not a curated record.